This is a messenger RNA of Salmo salar (Atlantic salmon), 927 nucleotides long. RefSeq names its product nucleotide triphosphate diphosphatase NUDT15. Gene Ontology annotation, biological process: dGTP catabolic process. The record is from RefSeq and is a predicted model, not a curated record. Gene Ontology annotation, cellular component: cytosol. Lineage: Eukaryota; Metazoa; Chordata; Actinopteri; Salmoniformes; Salmonidae. Gene Ontology annotation, molecular function: 8-oxo-7,8-dihydrodeoxyguanosine triphosphate pyrophosphatase activity.
CAAUGUGGAACAUGGUCUUUUGCCUGCUAAUGCCUGCAAUGCAGUGAAGAAAACGAUAUGACAAUAAUAACGUCUAAUGUAACUGGCCCCUCUAACAGUACAACUGGCCCCAGCUUGGCCCCCCCCCCAGUUGAAAUGCUCUAGAACCGCCACUGCUCAAGCGCCCUGGUGUCGGAGUAGGGGUUCUUGUCACAGAUUCAGCUCACUCCAACUACGUCCUCGUAGGGAAGCGAAAAAAUGCAAUGGGCAAAGGAACGUAUCAGCUACCUGGCGGUCAUCUAGAAUUUGGAGAGACCUGGGAAGAAUGCGCACACAGGGAGGUGAUGGAAGAGGCAGGAGUGCGCCUAAAAGAAGUCAGGUUCGCAUCCGUGGUGAACUCCAUCAAGCUCGGUGAGCAGUACCACUACAUCACCAUCAUCAUGCAAGGAGAAGUGGACAGGAGCUACCCAGCAGAGCCAGUCAACCUCGAACCAGAGAAAAAUGAAGGUUGGACAUGGACACGGUGGGACCAGUUUCCUCAGGAGGACCAACUCUUCCUGCCUCUGGCCUGCCUGAGACAACAGGGCUUCCAGCCGUUCAACGCCACAUAACACUCCAGCUACCCAGAAACAGAGAAGAGAGGGGCGAAGCACAGGGAUAGAAGACGCAUACAUUAGAACUGCUUUGUAGGACCUAAUCAAGUCAGGCAGUUGGGUAAACAUGGUAACGGUUGAACUAAUGUUGAUCAGCACCUUUGGUUGGGUAAACAUGGCAACGGUUGCUGGACUUAUGAGGGGACAACUCAUGGAUCUAACAGAAGAAGGAAGUUAUGACAACAAAUCAUUACAGUUUGAGUGUAUUUAUAUCACUGUAAAGUUCAUUCAAAACACACUGUACUACAAAUAACCUGUAUGUGUUUUGUCAAUAUUAAAAGUAACAUUAGAAGUA